GCUUGGAAGCCAGGUACACAUGAUAGCUUUUAAUCUUUAAUUUGAUUUACAUAUUUAUUAACUUGUAUAUUGGCUAUGGAUAAUAAAAGCUUGUAUUUAUACAUCUACGAGGCUCACAGAGAUUUGGCAAGAGAAGCAGUGAGGAAGUCACUUGUUUUAUUGAAAAAUGGGAAAAUGCAUAUUCUCCUCUACUUCCUCUGCCCAAAAAUACAACCAAAAUAAUAGUUGCUGCCAUGCUUACAACUUAGGCUACCAAUGUGAUGGUUGGACAAUGACUUGGCAGGGACUUACAGGCAAUAACCACACUGCUGGUAUGUAUAUGAUACAUUUUUCAUACAUAUGUGCAGUUAAAAUUAUAUGUAUGUGUAUAUAAAUUAUAUUAAUUUUUGUGUGAAACAGGAACACCCAUCCUAAGUGCCAUUGCAACAGCAGUAGACCCUCAUACAGAGAUUGUAUACAGCGAAAAUCCCCGAUUCUGAAUUCGUCUAAUCGAAUAACUUAUCAUAUGCCAUUGUUGCGGCUGGGGAGCACCAUUAUGCAGACAUUUGGGGACAGUCCAAACCUGACCAUUGCUGAACCUGGUCCAAAUGUGAUCAACAAUGUAUGUGGGAGAGUCAAGGGUGUGGUGUUACUCGUCUCCGGUCGUCCUUUCUUCAUCGAGCCCCAUGUGCCGAGCAUUGAUGCUUUGGCUGCUGCAUGGUUGCCUGGUACUGAAGGUCAUGGAAUUGCUGAUGUUCUGUUUGGUGACUAUGGUUUCACUGGGAAGCUUCCGAGAACUUGGUUCGAAACAGUUGACCCACUUCCAAUGAAUGUUGGCGAUCCAAAUUAUGAUCCAGUACACCCAUUUGGUUAUGAUCUCACAACCAAUCCAAUUGAGUCCAAUUAAAAUUGGGCUCUAAUUGGGCUUAAUUUUGAGCGGAUAGAAAUUUGGUCUUUUCACCGUUUAGGUUGAAGACCCAGUCCACG
Molecule: messenger RNA, 966 nt
Organism: Ziziphus jujuba (common jujube)
Lineage: Eukaryota; Viridiplantae; Streptophyta; Magnoliopsida; Rosales; Rhamnaceae
Exons: 1
Coding region: 506-886 (126 amino acids)
Biological process (GO): glucan catabolic process
Molecular function (GO): beta-glucosidase activity
Source: RefSeq, a predicted model, not a curated record